CCAGUUCGUUUUGGAGCGUGUGUGUGUGUAAGCAAAGGGAAAAAAUCGCACCAUUUUUCUCGUGCUCUCUUGCGUGCGUUUUGGUCUAUUGGAAACAGUUUAAUUAAAAAUCGAACAAAAUAAAAGCAUGCUAAUAUGUAAAAAGUAGUGAAUUAAGUAAUAACCGCAGCGCCACAAGACGAUACCCGAUUAGCGCACAGAUCAAAGUUGUGCGAGAGCAAUUGGAAUUGCAAAUUUAAUUCGGUUCGACCGUGUGUAACUGUGUCUGUGCGUGCGUGCGUGUGAGUGUAUGGGUGAAAAAAUGAGGCGUAGUGAAAAUGCGUGCAAAACUGUCUAAAAGCCGUGGAAAGAAUGUGCUAUAAGUGAUUAAAGCGUGCGAUCGUUGAAAGUUUACUGACCGGUUAAAUUGUUAAAAAUAACUAAAAAUUUAACUACACACCGCAGAAUUGUUUGUUGUUAUAUAUAUUUAAAUUUUGUUUAUUUUCGUCGUUCGCCAUCACCGCAAUACUUUUGCCUAUCAUGUCAAUAGUUGACUGAAAAAAAAGGAAGAAAAACUGAAAUAAAAUCGGAGUUCGGAUUGGAUUUCGUUGUCACACGAACUGUUGGAUAAAAUGUGCAAAAGUGUGUUUGUCAAAUUGUUUAGCCAAAAUUAUUUGUUCACCUAGUUAUUCAGCGUAGCACGAGACUGUUUUCCUCUCCUUUUAACACAGCCCUUGCUACUUUGCUUUUGCCAUUAACCGGAACAAAGCCCAGAUACUGAAGCCGGAGGAGCUUAGCUUCAAUCAAGCCGGGAGCUAGCGAGCAACACAACAGCCAGGAGAAGGAGCAACCAAGAUCAAGCGAAAGAAAAAACAGACUACCAAGCGAUAGAAUAAUACAAUUUUUUACAACAAAUAGCCCGCCUUUUGACAUAUGAACACAUACCUACACGGCACAUACACAGCUCAACACACAGACAGAUCCUAAUCAAAAAAAAGAACACUCAAAAUUUAUAAAACCGAAAAUUCAAAGAGAUGCUGCUCAAAAUCAAUACUUAAUGUCAAACAACGACGAUCCCACAGCAUCAGCCACAACAACAGCAAUAACAACAGCAACAACAGCUAAAGCGGGAAAAGGAAGAGGAACCAUUGCGAGCUAGCGCCGAUAGGUGGGAGGAGUGACAGCGCGCUAGCGGGCGGAAAGAGACGCACACACACACACACCUGUCACUUGGUCACCACCCGCGAGAGGGCAGUGAGGAUCUCACGUGUGUACGCAUGCGCGACAUGCGCGGAUCCUAAGUGAGUGAGCGUGUGUGUGGAGCAGAUAGUUUUGCUCAAUUCGCACGCAUCCAAUAGAUCCUCAAGAAUUCAAGAUUCUGUGCAGCAAAUUCAAAAGCAUUUGAAGAAAGGAGAAGCAGUUUCAGCCAAUCAAAAAUUCAGUCAUUAUCAAAAUUCUGGAAAAGGCGAUCCGACUUUUGAGUCAAAAUUCAAAGUAAGGGGCCGAGGGAUUCAUCAUCAAAGCCAGCAAAAUGCAGAGACGCGAAAGGCAAGCCAGUGGAGGUGGCCCACAAACGACAACUGCCGGUGCAUCUGCUGGUAAUGUGGCAAAUGCCACCACAGCCCUAGCCGGUGGUAAAAGCUCAAGCAAUAACAUGUAUUCCACCCGCCAAUCUGUAAGCACCACAACCGGUGUACUUAUGGUCGGACCAAAUUUUCGUGUUGGUAAAAAAAUUGGCUGUGGUAAUUUUGGCGAAUUGCGUUUAGGCAAAAAUCUUUACAACAAUGAACAUGUAGCAAUAAAAAUGGAGCCUAUGAAGUCAAAGGCUCCGCAACUACACUUAGAGUAUAGGUUUUAUAAACUAUUAGGAUCACAUGCCGAUAACGCCCCAGAUGGCAUACCACGCAUUUAUCAUUUGGGCACUUGCGGUGGCCGUUACAAUGCCAUGGUUUUAGAGUUAUUGGGAUUAUCAUUAGAAGAUCUCUUCAAUAUUUGCGCCCGUAAAUUUUCACUUAAGACUGUAUUGAUGAUAGCGAAACAACUUCUCCACCGGAUCGAAUAUGUUCAUAGUCGGCACUUAAUAUAUAGGGAUGUGAAACCAGAGAACUUUCUCAUCGGCAGAACGUCAACAAAACGUGAAAAAAUUAUACAUAUAAUUGAUUUCGGUUUGGCCAAAGAAUACAUUGAUUUAGAUACAAAUAGGCAUAUACCAUAUCGGGAACAUAAAUCCCUUACUGGAACGGCACGUUAUAUGUCAAUCAAUACGCAUAUGGGACGAGAACAGUCGCGGCGCGAUGAUCUGGAGGCACUGGGUCACAUGUUUAUGUAUUUCUUAAGAGGUUCACUGCCGUGGCAAGGCCUUAAGGCUGAUACACUCAAGGAGAGAUAUCAAAAAAUCGGUGAUACAAAACGAGCAACGCCUAUUGAGGUGCUUUGUGAUGGACAUCCAGAAGAGUUUGCGACAUAUUUGCGUUAUGUGCGGAGAUUAGAUUUCUUCGAAACUCCCGAUUAUGACUUUCUGCGAAGACUGUUUCAAGACUUAUUUGAUCGUAAGGGAUACACCGACGAGGGCGAGUUCGACUGGACAGGGAAGACAAUGUCAACGCCCGUCGGAUCUCUGCAAACUGGCCAUGAAGUCAUCAUUUCACCAAAUAAAGAUCGACAUAAUCUUGCAAAGCAAAAUGCCAAAGGAGGUGUUGCUGCGUGGCCUGAUGUGCCAAAGCCGGGGGCAACUUUAGGCAAUUUAACACCGGCCGAUCGGCAUGGUUCAGUGCAGGUUGUGAGUUCGACGAACGGCGAACUAAAUCCGGACGAUCCCACGGCCGGACACUCAAACACGCCCAUCACACAACAGCCGGAAGUGGAAGUGGUCGAUGAAACAAAUGGUUCCUUAUAUUCCAGAUGUUGUUGUUUCUUUAAACGAAAGAAGAAGAAAUCGACGCGCCAAAAAUGACUAGACGGUGUACAAUGUAGUCCAGAACGCGAGGCAGUCACCCUGCUGCGCGCCACUUCACAUUCAAACUCACGGGAUAGCGUAUUGAAUAAUCCGAGUCAGGAUUAUAUCCAGCAGGCAACGUCGCAGCACACGUUGCGUUAUCCUCCAUCCGCGUCGAUGUUGACGCCAACACCAACUACAAACACACCGACACUUCCGUUGUAAUUACAAAAAAAAAAAAAAACAAAUUAUAAAAAAUUACACAUAAAAAGAUACAAAAAAAAACAACAACAAAAACAAAUAAAAAGGAAAACAAAACACAACCCCAACAACAAACAAAAACAAAACAAAAAAACCGUAAAUGAUUAAAUACACUAAAACAGUAAAAACA
Messenger RNA from Drosophila bipectinata, 3305 nucleotides. NCBI's taxonomy places the organism in Eukaryota, Metazoa, Arthropoda, Insecta, Diptera, Drosophilidae. The record is from RefSeq and is a predicted model, not a curated record.